ACUCUUGGACCUAUAAAACACCAUAGUCUCUCCCUUGGGAUAAUCAUUCACAACUUUGAUUCCCUGCGAUUUUUCUGCAAUCAACAAAAUUCACUAUGGGAGUCACAACCUUUACACACGAGUUUUCAUCCUCUAUUGCACCAUCACGCAUGUUCAAGGCCUUGAUCAUAGACUCCAAAAAUUUGAUUCCAAAGCUCUUGCCGCAGUUUGUAAAAGAUGUCCAAGUGAUCCAAGGAGAGGGAGAAGCUGGAAGCAUUGAACAAGUCAACUUCAAUGAAGCUAGCCCCUUUAAAUAUCUGAAGCAGAGGAUUGAUGAGGUUGAUAAGGAGAACUUUAUUUGCAAAUACACAAUGAUUGAAGGGGAUCCACUAGGUGACAAGCUUGAGUCUAUAGCUUAUGAGGUAAAGUUUGAGGCCACUAGUGAUGGAGGUUGCCUAUGUAAAAUGACAAGCCAUUACAAGACCAAUGGCGACUUUGAAGUUCAAGAGGAACAAGUAAAAGAAGGAAAAGAAAGCACGAUUGGGAUUUACAAAGUUGUGGAGUCUUACUUGCUGGAGAACCCACAAGUAUAUGCUUAAUUAUUCAUUAUUCAUUAUUCAUUAUUUAUUGGUGUGUCAUGUCAUAUACGAUAGAUAAACCUUUUCAGAUUUGUAAUAAGUAAUAACAGUGUGGAAGGGCCAUUUAGAAUGGUUGCAACGAGUUAAACUUCUUAUAUCUUGUAUUGUAUAGCCUUGAAGGGCUAGUUGUUUGGCAAAAAUUAUUGUAUUUUGAUGGAGUAAUAAAGAGAUGAGAACUUGAAUCACAA
This is a messenger RNA of Lotus japonicus, 805 nucleotides long. Its product is annotated as pathogenesis-related protein STH-2-like. Lineage: Eukaryota; Viridiplantae; Streptophyta; Magnoliopsida; Fabales; Fabaceae. The transcript is spliced from 2 exons. Gene Ontology annotation, cellular component: nucleus; cytoplasm. The record is from RefSeq and is a predicted model, not a curated record. Gene Ontology annotation, molecular function: protein phosphatase inhibitor activity; signaling receptor activity; abscisic acid binding. Gene Ontology annotation, biological process: defense response; abscisic acid-activated signaling pathway. Bases 96 to 578 code for a protein of 160 amino acids.